CUCGCUUAAACCCUCUGCGUCUCACUUCCCUAAUCGUCCUCCGUCUUUCUUUCUCUCGCACAAAUCUCCAUUGGCAUUUUUCUUCCCCCUCUUGCGAAACCCUAGAAAACGCAACCCCAUCGAAUUCCGUCCCGUACUGGAAUAGAUGUCUUCAGACGAGGAAAUAACGAAGCUGUUCAGAAUCCGGCGAACAGUGAUGCAGAUGUUGAAUGACAGAGGUUACUUAGUCGGAGAUUUUGAAAUCAACGAGACAAGAGCAGGAUUUCUCGCUAAAUUUGGGGAUAAUAUCAAGAGAGAAAAUCUUGAUAUCAAGAAAAGCAAGAGAAACGAUAGUAAUGAUCAUAUAUAUGUUUUCUUCCCUGAGGACUCCAAAGUUGGAGUUAAGACAUUGAAGACUUAUAUUAAUAGGAUGAAAAAUGAUGAAGUUAACAGGGCAAUUUUCGUUGCUCAACAAAGUUUAACUCCCUUUGCCAAGACAUGCAUCAGUGAAUUUUCUUCCAGUUACCAUUUGGAGGUUUUCCAGGAUGCUGAGCUGCUUGUCAACAUCAGUCGGCAUGUUCUUGUCCCUGUACAUCAAGUUCUCACACCCGAAGAAAAGAAAACUUUGCUGGAGCGUUAUACUUUGAAAGAAACUCAGCUACCUCGAAUUCAGAUUACUGAUCCCAUUGCUAGGUAUUAUGGACUAAAACGUGGGCAAGUGGUGAAGAUCAUCAGGCCUAGUGAGACAGCAGGCAGAUACGUCACAUACCGAUAUGUUGUCUGAGUAGUUUUUAGCUAUUAUUGAUGUUGCAAAAUGGUUUCUGGGUUUAUCUACUGUUAGUUGAAUAGGCAAUUUUAAAUGGAUAUCAAGAAUUAUGGACUAGGAUGAAGGAUUUCAAAAGGUUUGUUCUUAAUAAUGUUGAUUGGGUACAUCCAGAUUGGGUUUUGGGUGGACAAUCAAUCUGGAUCUUCAGUGUAUGGAUACUUGAUGAUGCAUUUUGAUGUAGGCUUUUGUGAUUUUCUAGAGAAGUAGUAAAUUUGAUGUCUUUUUGAUUA
Papaver somniferum (opium poppy) is the source of this 1035-nucleotide messenger RNA. RefSeq names its product DNA-directed RNA polymerases II and IV subunit 5A-like. Gene Ontology annotation, molecular function: DNA-directed RNA polymerase activity; DNA binding. The transcript has 4 exons. Lineage: Eukaryota; Viridiplantae; Streptophyta; Magnoliopsida; Ranunculales; Papaveraceae. The coding region runs from base 146 to 763 and encodes 205 amino acids. The record is from RefSeq and is a predicted model, not a curated record. Gene Ontology annotation, cellular component: RNA polymerase II, core complex; RNA polymerase III complex; RNA polymerase I complex. Gene Ontology annotation, biological process: DNA-templated transcription.